This is a messenger RNA of Cryptotermes secundus, 1527 nucleotides long. RefSeq lists its product as uncharacterized. The coding region runs from base 264 to 1202 and encodes 312 amino acids. The record is from RefSeq and is a predicted model, not a curated record. NCBI's taxonomy places the organism in Eukaryota, Metazoa, Arthropoda, Insecta, Blattodea, Kalotermitidae. The transcript has 2 exons.
CAAGACAUACUGGUGCCGCUUUCAAUCAUUCCUGUCUUAAGGUACCCAUUAAUCCCACAAACAAAUUACCGUUGCCUACAUUCGAAAGAAAACGAGUGUCAAAUUAUUUCGAGAAUGAUCAGAUCAACAGGGAAAUAUCAAGUCGAGAUACAACUCAAAGCUUUGAAAUUGUUUCUGGUGCAGAUGGACCUUCUUCAGACUCUAAAGAAGGCCUCUCAAAGACGUUGAUACCUCAAGACAAUGCAAAGUACGCAUUAAAAACUAUGGGUGAAUCUACAAACACACAGUCUCUAAAAUCAUUUAUUGAUUUUUAUGAGAGUAUUCCAGAUUAUGGAGAUUUAAUCCAUUUAUCUGACAGAGAAUUCUAUGUAAGACUUCAGUACUUAAAAGCAAAACAAAAAACUUAUUUAAGAGAUUUAGAUGACAAGAGUAUUUAUGUGCCUGAAGUGGACGAAGAUAAUAAAGCAAACACUAUAAAAACUCUGGAGAAGACUUCUGGAUCAUCUGAAACAUGGUUGAAACAUUACAAUGACAGUUUGAAUCUUCAAGGCAAAAAGUGUGACUUAGAUGACAAAAGCCUUGUUCCAGCUUCUCUUGGAUAUUCGGCAGAGCUGAAAAAAUAUGCACAUCCAGGUGAUGGUAAUUUAUUUCGGGAUAAAUUGGACAGCAAAAAGUACAUAUCUCCAUCUCCAACAAUUUCUGCAGUAUCUGUGGAAGAUUCAGAUAAAAUUAAUAGAAAAAGCAAUCCAAAGCCUACAAUUCAGCUGAACAACUAUAUACUGGACACUGAAGAACCAGAAGGUGUGUCAAGAAUUGGCUUGAUUACCAAUAAAUCUAGUCACAAAGAAAGUAAAUUUAAAGACUCUCAGCCCCAACAUGACUUAUACAAAAUCAAAGAAAAAAAGCAAAAUGGCACUAACAAAAUUAGAGAUACACAUUUUUCGUCUGCCAAUGAAGAAUCAACGUUGCUAGUUGACAGCUCAAAAUCCAUUAUUGACAGUUUAUGGGAUGAUUUCAGAACUGAUCACUAUAUACCCAAAUCGGAAUUGUUUUCUGAUUCAGAUAGUGGGCAAGAUGAUGCAUUAGAUUUAGCAGUUUCACACAGUGUAUCAAAUAGUCCUGUUUUAAAACAAAACAAAAAUGUUGCAUGGCGAGAACCUAAGAUCACAGUUCCAAAACCGUUCAACAUGACACUGAGUUAAGUGAGCAUUUUAUGCUACUACAUGUGAUGGAAUCCAACAUGGGAAGCUGAUUUCUGUGGACACAGUCCAGUCACACUUCAACAUAGUUUUUCUUUAUUUAAAUGAAAAUCUUUUUAAUAGAAUGAAUCAAUUCACAAUCUAAUACAAUUAUGCUCUGUAGGAUAGCUCGGUCAGUAUAGCAAUGGGCUACAGGCUGGAUAGUCCGGGUUAGAUUCCCGGCAGUGCAACAUUUUUCUCUUCUUCCCAGCUUUGGGGCACACCCAUCCCCAUAUCCAAUGGGUAUGAGAGGAUCUUUCCCCAGGGGUAAAGUGACAGGCGCGUGAAG